GCAACGCGGACAGGCGGGCGUGGGGCACGGCCUCGGCCAGCAACGCGCCCAGCACGGCCCGCCGAGGCUGAAGCGCUGUGGGCGCCGCCGCUCUUACGCCGCAGAACGUGACAAAAAGACGGGGCUAUGUACUACAUCCUGCUGGGCCGCCUCCAGGUGGACGACGCCAAGCUGCUGGAGCAGCGCAAAGCCGCGUGCGAGGCCGAGAUGCAGCGUCAGCGCGCUCUGGAGGAGGCACAGCCUGUGGCCGUGGUGCAGUGCCCUGUGGACUGGGACGCCGUCAACUGCUGGCCCUCCACGCCCGCGGGGCUCACGGCGUGGGAGCCGUGUCCCGACUACAUCCGCAAUUUCAACAACACGGUCGAAGUCAGCAGACAUUGUUCUCCAGCGGGCGUCUGGGUCGGGAACGAUUCUUGGACGUACAGCAACUAUUCAAAAUGCUUCGGCGACCUUCGGGUCAACGACUCCCCGGCCGGCGGAGCGUGGGUGCUGGACCUGUGGAUACCCGUCGUGAAGAAGGUGGCCCAGCUGGGGUACAGCGUGUCGCUCUGCACACUCAUCCUUGCCUUCCUCGUCCUCCUCUCCAUCAAGAGGCUUCGGUGUCCGCGCAACAACCUCCACAUGCACUUGUUCGCCUCCUUCAUGCUGCGCGCCGCCAUGUACCUCCUCAAGGACGUGCUGUUCGUUCGCGGCGUGGGGCUGCCCGAUGACGUCAGCGAGGUGGACGGCACCGUCUUCUUCCUCCCGGGACGCACUAACUGGGAGUGCAAACUCAUUAUCAGCUUGUGGCAGUACUCCAUCAUGGCCAACUACUCCUGGAUCCUCAUGGAGGGGCUCUACCUGCACAACCUCAUCUUCCUCGCACUCUUCAGCGACAACAGCGCCAUCACCCUGUACGUGGCGCUCGGAUGGGGGCUCCCUGCCAGUGUGGUGCUGCCCUGGGCCAUCGGGCGCCGCUACCUGGACGACGACUACUGCUGGACUGUCCACACCCACGACGCAGUGUACUACCUCGUCCGCAUCCCCACCAUCCUCACAGUCACCAUCAGCUUCGCCCUGUUUGUCAACAUAGCCAGGGUGCUGCUCGUCAAGAUGCAGUCCUCGGUGCAGGUGCAGCGACGCAGCUACCGCUACAAGCGCUGGGCGCGGUCCACCAUGGUGCUGGUGCCGCUGUUCGGUACGCAGUACGCGCUGUCGCUCGUCUUCUCGGCCAGCAUCAAGCAGCACGGUGCGCUCGAGGUGGUGUGGAUCAUGCUGGACCAGACAUUCGCCUCUUUCCAGGGCUGCCUGGUGGCCCUGCUCUACUGCCUGCUCACCAAGGAGGUCCGGGUGGAGGUGCGUCGCCGCUGGCAGCGAGGCUUCAUGUGGGGCGACCGCCACCACGGGUCCUCGCGGCGCCCGGGGUCGCUGCUGCAGUCCGCACCCUCGCUGUCCAGACCCGGGCAGCAGUCGGGGCCGCCCUACCACCGGCCCAGCGACCUGCCGUGCCAGAUCUCGGGGCGCCUGGAGCUGAACCGCCUGCCCGACGACGUGAUCGACGACGCCCUCAUCGACGUGGUGCUGGACGACAAGGCCAAGAGCAGGGACGUGGAGGUGGAGGUGCAGUCCAUGGCCUCCAUGGGGCUGGCCGGGCUCACCGUUGCGUCCAGGACCAAGGCGGGCGACGCGCAGAGCUGGGUGUGAAUACCCCGCGCCGCCAGCGCCGCCGGCGCGUGGAGUAUCUGCAGCGCGAGGAGUGCCGCCUUCCCUGCUGGCGUGGGGUAUCGCCGGCCCGCGUCGCACUCCGAGCGCCUCACGCAGCGCCAGAAGGGUGUCAACAGAGGCGGAUCCAGCGACGGCCCGAGGGGGGUCAAAGUAGCACUUCUUGCAGGGGCUAAGUGUUGCUUUUUUCCCUACCUUUCAGGCGACAAUCUAGCGUUCAAGGGAGGGGCAAUUGUCCUUUUGUCCCCUUCCCUUGCUGCAUCCGCGCUUGGUGCCCAAGUGCUGAGUCUUCCUGUGUGUAAAGGAAUUGGUCCUGGUGAAAUUGAACUGGUCACUUUUCUGUGUAAAGACUAAAAGAGUAAGAAAGGUUUUUAGAGUGAAAAUCCUCUAUUCCAGGCAAUCGGAACACUCAGUGCGACAAUGCAAAGCUCUCUUCCUGUAGAGAUUGUUUGCGUGUUAUUAGAUAUUCGAUUCAUUUCUGCGAGGAAGGACGCGUAUGCUGUCGUGGCCUCCUCUAAAACAAGCUCUCAGUUUCAAGUUCGUUCAUUUUUUUGUGUGUGUGUGUUAGGAGGGUGGACGUCGUCGCAGAAGAAGGCAAGAGCCUUUCAUUGAACGUUUCCUACGUGAAUGCCUUCACCCCAGUGGUUAUCCUAGUGUAACGCCGUCGUUCGGGCGCAAGUUCCGAGUCCCUGGAAGGCGGGACACAGAUCUCACAGUUAUGACUGACUUUAGAGUGUGGUGAUUUCCGUGUUAUAUGUAUUCUCUACCCAAUAUUGUUAUGAUGUUAAAUUAUUUAUGGUGUGUGCGUUUCUUUAAAGUAAUACUCUCUCAUGUGAGAUUUCGCGGGGAGGCCGUUCUCAGGGACCCUCUUCUCUUCUUUAUAGAUGUGUGCCUGAUUGAUGUUCCAUGUUUGUCUGCGUGCACUGUAAAAAUUUGUUGUCACUUUAUGGCAAAUUUUCGUGGAUGACAUUUUCAUCACAUGUAAACGAUGACAGUGUCAUUACUUUACUUAUUGCAUGGGUGUGACAACUAUGUUAGCUAAUGGUUUGAUGAUAGAUAGCCUCGUCAGGAAAAUUUUCCUUUAAAUGGUCAUCAAGUGACAACUAAAAUUUUCACAGUUAGUAUCGCAAUUUAUCGCACCCAGCUAUUUCUGGGUCCAUUUUAUUUUUUUCCUCUGUUUUUACCUUUUGACAACCCUCUAUCUAUAACUCUGAAUCAUGUUUUAAAAAGAGGUCUAAUUGCUAGCAGAUGAUAUGCGUAUUUUUGUAUUUGAUCACGACAACUGAAGAUUGCCAUUCCUGACCUAUUUGUUCAUUGUCAUAGUUCAUUUCGUGUUUCCCGUUCGAUGUGGUGUUGUACUUGCGUCGCUCAAUACAGUAUUUCAUCGUUU
Molecule: messenger RNA, 3091 nt
Organism: Thrips palmi
Lineage: Eukaryota; Metazoa; Arthropoda; Insecta; Thysanoptera; Thripidae
Product: secretin receptor-like
Exons: 12
Coding region: 127-1683 (518 amino acids)
Biological process (GO): cell surface receptor signaling pathway; adenylate cyclase-modulating G protein-coupled receptor signaling pathway
Cellular component (GO): plasma membrane
Molecular function (GO): peptide hormone binding; G protein-coupled peptide receptor activity
Source: RefSeq, a predicted model, not a curated record